Molecule: messenger RNA, 2485 nt
Organism: Corapipo altera (White-ruffed manakin)
Lineage: Eukaryota; Metazoa; Chordata; Aves; Passeriformes; Pipridae
Gene: TMEM127
Product: transmembrane protein 127
Exons: 3
Coding region: 150-860 (236 amino acids)
Biological process (GO): negative regulation of cell population proliferation; negative regulation of TOR signaling
Cellular component (GO): membrane
Source: RefSeq, a predicted model, not a curated record
GCCGGUGGUUCCGGGCUCGCCGCCGAGUGUCCCGGAACCACUGCCGGGGGUCGGGGGUCCCGUUCCCGGUGUCCCCGGUGCCCGCGGCCGCAGUGCCGGUGCUGCCGGUGCCGGUGUCGGCGGUGCCCCCGGUGCCGGUGCCCGCCGCGAUGUACGCGCCGGGCGGGCCGGCGGGGCCGGGCGGGAGGCGGCGGCGGGGCGCGGCGGGGCUGCCGAAGCAGCCGGAGCGGAGCUUGGCGUCGGCGCUGCCCGGGGCUCUGUCCAUCACCGCGCUCUGCACCGCCCUGGCUGAGCCUGCCUGGCUCCGCAUCCACGGCGGCACCUGCGCCCGCCAGGAGCUGGGGGUGGCCGAUGUGCUGGGCUAUGUGAACCCCGAGCUGCUCCGAGAUUAUUGCAUGAACCCACAGACGGUGCUGCUGCUCCGGGUCAUUGCUGCCUUCUGCUUCCUGGGAAUCCUGUGCAGCCUCUCGGCCUUUCUGCUCGACGUGUUCGGCCCCAAACACCCGGCGCUGAAAAUCACCCGGCGCUACGCCUUCGCCCACAUCCUGACAGUCCUGCAAUGUGCCACCGUCAUCGGGUUCUGCUACUGGGCGUCGGAGCUGAUCCUGGCACAGCAGCAGCAGCACAAGAAGUACCACGGCUCCCAGGUCUACGUCACCUUCGCUGUCAGCUUCUACCUGGUGGCGGGGGCAGGGGGGGCCUCGAUCCUGGCCACGGCCGCCAACCUGCUCCGGCAUUAUCCCACCGAGGAGGAGGAGCAGGCGCUGGAGCUGCUCUCGGAGAUGGAGGAGAACGAGCCCUACCCGGCCGAGUACGAGGUGAUCAACCAGUUCCAGCCUCCGCCGGCCUACACCCCCUGAUCCCGCCUGGAAUGCCCCUCCGGCCCCGCUUCCACCUCCUGCGGCUCCCGGGGCUCUCCACAAGAGGUUUUUGGGGCGGAUUGGCGGCGUUUGAUUCCCGGCCUUGGGUUUGUGGCUCCGCGGCGACGCUUGGACUCGGCCUCGUUCCCCCCACAUGGCUCCUCCUGGGAAUGGGGCAUCCAUGGUUCCCCUGGGAAUAAGGGAUCUGCAAUCCUGGGAAUGAAGGAUCCAUGGUUCCCCUGGGAAUGAGGGAUCCACAAUCCUCCUGGGAACGAGGGAUCCACAAUUCUCCCGGGAAUGAGAGGUUUGGGAUCCACAGUUCUUCUUGGAAUGGGAUGUGUGGGGUCCACAUUCCCACAUCAGAGCUCAUUCCCUCCUCCUCCAAGGCCCCCAAGGCCUGGACACGAGUGGAUAUAUUUAUAUAUAUUUAUAUAUAUUUAUAUCAGGGAAGCUCCCACCACAUUCCCAGGGCAGGGAUGGCUCAUCCUGCACGGCAGGAGGUGGAAAUUCCCACUCCCGGCUCUCCCUGCGCCUCUCUUCCCACUACACGGACAUUCUGCACUUUAUUCCAGGCUCUGGGAAGGACUGGGACAGUUUUGGGGCCUGUGGCACAGCACGGGGAGGAAAACUCGGGGGGGUUUUGGGCUCCUGCCGGCAAAAUUUUGGGAUUUUUAGCCAAAAUAACCCCAGACUUUGGCCCAGCCACAGCUCCUGGGAAGCAGGAGCCCACGCUGGAAAAAUCCUGGAGCUUUUAUGCAAAUCCCUCCACGCCGCCUCCACUCUCCUCCUUUUUCCUCCCAAAUUCUGUGUUUUUCCCUCCUGCUCUUGGUUCCUUGCCCCCUUUUCCCUCCUCAGUCCCUGGGAUGCUCCAUCCAGGAGCAGGCACUUUCCCUGGAUGGUGCUGGAGCAGCAGGAGAAGCUGAUCCAGCAUUUCCCAUCCUGGAGGAGGAAUCCAGCAGAUUUUGGGGCUGUUUAAGGCAAAUAAUAAGGAAAAAACCCAUGGGAUUCAUCGACCAGCACCGAAAAUCCCACCAGGGAAUCAUGGAAUGGUUUGGCUUGGAAGGACCUGAAAGACGAUCCAGGAAAGCCCCAGGCUGGCUCCAGGAAGAAGCUUUAGGCCUGGAAAAUGGCUUGUUUUAGGUUCUCCACCGUCCCCCCAAUGCUUUUAUCCCUGUUUUCCUGCUUUCUUGCCCCCCCACCCCCAUCCCUUUUCCCCCCCUGCCCCUGGCUAUGCAAGAGCCUCGGUCGCUCUCUGGGGUGGAAUCCGGAAUCCGGAAAACUCAUCCUGGGAAAAGCCCUUCCUGAGCCCUGGGAGGCUCCGAGGAGCCAAAUCAACACUAAAACCCCUACAGGGGGAUCCUGGGAAUGGGGGGUCAGGGGUCCCAAAGGGAACAUCCCGCAGCUGGGAAAGGCUUUGGGAUUCCCCGGAUAUGCAAGAGGGGGGUUGGGUGUAAAUAGUCUGAGCUUAAACGUUCUGAAUUUGGGUAAAAAAAUGACCCCAAAAUGGGACAUGAUGUUGUUUCCUGCAGGGCUCGGGGGAAAGGGGGGAAGGUUGGGGUUUGGAAAUGUUGGGAUGUGGGAGCCGCGGGAUUUGGGGCUCCAGGGGGAAUAAAGGGGUGCAAAGA